This is a messenger RNA of Mollisia scopiformis, 502 nucleotides long. RefSeq lists its product as uncharacterized. Gene Ontology annotation, biological process: regulation of DNA-templated transcription. The transcript is spliced from 2 exons. NCBI's taxonomy places the organism in Eukaryota, Fungi, Ascomycota, Leotiomycetes, Helotiales, Mollisiaceae. The coding region runs from base 102 to 338 and encodes 78 amino acids. The record is from RefSeq and is a predicted model, not a curated record. Gene Ontology annotation, molecular function: zinc ion binding; DNA-binding transcription factor activity, RNA polymerase II-specific.
UCUCUGUGCUCUCAAUGUCCCACCUUGCGCGGCACUUUGUGCAUUUCAAAGUCCUCCCUCAAAGAAGCUACCUUUGCUGAGCGCCGUCACCCUGACCGAAGAUGAACGACCCCGAGGAAAACGUCAUCUCGACUCACGAGAUGGCGACUACUACAACUACUCCCUCGAAGCCUCUUUCAUGGUCGCGAAAUCACCGAACGUCGUGUGACUCGUGCAAGCAAAUGAAGAUAAAAUGCCAAAGAACGGACGAUGGAAGUUGCUCGCGAUGCAUUGCUCGACAACUACCCUGUACUACGACGCCGGUGGAGAGAAAGAGGCGAAGAGUGACCAAGUACUGAAAAGUCUAGUUGCAUAUAUAGUUGGGUGGAGGCUGAUUUUGACAAAAGCAAGGGAGAGGCAUACUUCAGUGAAAUGGAAGACCGAAUCAAACGCAUGGAGUCUGCUCUAAUUACUUCUCGGUUACAUGCGACAACAGAGCCAGUAGAAUGGAAGGAAGAGGAGA